Messenger RNA from Cryptomeria japonica (Japanese cedar), 2036 nucleotides. Its product is annotated as molybdate transporter 1. The record is from RefSeq and is a predicted model, not a curated record. NCBI's taxonomy places the organism in Eukaryota, Viridiplantae, Streptophyta, Pinopsida, Cupressales, Cupressaceae. Gene Ontology annotation, biological process: molybdate ion transport. The transcript has a single exon. Gene Ontology annotation, molecular function: molybdate ion transmembrane transporter activity.
GAAAGCAUUUAUUAAUGAUGCUAAAUUCUCAUUGGCCUUUGUCGGGUAUGGGAAGCCAAAGAGCUGCUAAAACAACACAAGAGCCACCGAAAAGAUGCCUCUACAACCAUAUAUGAACUGAUUGACACAACAGACCAGACACCAGAAAAGCUGCAUUUCAAGCUUAGAAUAGCUUUUGUAGCAACCCAGACAUGCCAACAGAAAUCCCGCAGCAUGGAGAUAGGGAAAGAGAGCCCAGUGAUAGACAAGACACUGAAAUAAGGACUUUUGGGUCUCGAUUGAAAGGAAGAUUCAAGGUCAAGCCUCAUAGUUUAUGGAUAAGAUUCAAGAGCAAUCUGCAAUGUAAAGCCAAAUGGGCAGAAGUCAGUGGAUCAAUGGGCGAUUUGGGCACCUUCAUUCCCAUUGUAAUUGCCCUUACUCUGGUGAAUGGCCUAGAUUUAGGCACCACUCUCUUGUUCACAGGGAUGUAAAACAUCAUAACAGGUUUGCUUUUUGGUGUUCCCAUGCCAGUACAGCCCAUGAAAUCCAUUGCUGCAGUGGCAAUUAGUGAAGGGAAGCAUUUGAGUAUUCCGGAGAUAAUGGCAGCAGGAAUCUGCACUGCAGGAAUACUGUUUGGACUUGGAAUUACAGGGCUAAUGAGGUUAGUUUAUUGGCUUAUUCCCCUGCCUGUGGUCAGAGGGGUGCAACUCUCACAGGGCUUGGCCUUUGCAUUCACAGCUGUGAAAUACAUAAGAAAAGAGCAGGAUUUUGCAAAGGCAAAAGCUGGGGGUGCAAGGCCUUGGAUGGGCUUGGAUGGACUUUUAUUAGCUCUUGUGUGUCUUAUCUUCAUACUGCUUGUAAACGGCUCUGGUGAUGAUGAUGGUGACUCAAGCCAAAAGAGUGAGGAAAUUCCACAGGUUUCAAUCCCCAUGGAUGAGUCUGAGAAUGCCCAAGUAAGGAAAUCAGUCUGGAACUUCAAGGUAUUACAUGCAAUUCCAUCUGCGCUUAUAGUUUUUGUGCUUGGUAUUGUGCUUGCCAUUGCUAGAAAACCUGAGGUUCUUAGACAGUUGAAAUUGGGCCCAUCCAAGCCUCAUUUGAUAAAAAUCUCAAGACAUGAGUGGAAGACAGGAUUUGUCAGGGCUGCAAUACCCCAAAUACCUCUCUCUGUCCUCAACUCUGUGAUUGCUGUCUGUAAAUUAUCCACAGAUUUGUUUCCCAACAAGGAUGUGACUGCAACUUGGGUGUCUGCGAGCGUUGGGCUGAUGAAUUUGGUGGGCUGUUGGUUUGGGGCUAUGCCUGUCUGCCAUGGAGCAGGUGGCCUUGCAGGGCAGUACAAAUUUGGGGCUAGAAGCGGGGCAUCUGUGGUAUUUUUAGGAACUGCAAAACUGAUCUUGAGUCUUCUUGUAGGGAAUUCCUUGGUUAAAAUACUGACCCAAUUCCCCAUUGGUUUGUUGGGUGUGUUGCUGCUCUUUUCAGGUAUUGAGCUCGCCAUGGCCUGCAGAGACAUGAAAUCUAAGAAGGAUUCAUUUGUCAUGCUCAUGUGCACAGCAGUUUCACUCACUGGUUCCAGUGCUGCCCUGGGAUUUGGUUUUGGACUUGUUCUCUAUGUAAUUCUCAAAUUGAGAGAGAUGGAAUUUUCACACUGCAUGACCAUUUUCCGAUCAUUGUUCAGCAGAAGAAAUUUCUCUUACAAGACCUGAACAAGGUGAUGGACACAUGACAGGCAUCAAUUAGUAAUUAUUCUUGUUUAGAUGUGUUAUUAGAAGAUGCUAGCACAUAAUGAGUUGAUGAAUCAAUAAUUGAGGUGAUAGACACCAAAUAGCAGCUUACUAAGUUUUGAAGUACCUUUCUAUGGAAGUGUUGUCCUUUAUGCCCUAUUCAACUUCCUUCAAAGAGCUUCUCAUUUGCUAAAGCAGACAUAGUAGUCCCUGUCAAACACUGUGUGUACUUAAUUAGCUGAAAUGUGUAGAUAUAAUUGUAUUGGCAGUGUUUCACUACUAUUAGUUGCUACUUCAGUGUAAUUUCUCACUUUGGUAUGUAAAUAUGUUCUUUACAGA